UAGGUUAGUGGUGCGACAUUUAGGGAAGGCAGAAAGUAGGUCAGGGACGGAGGUGCCUGUUUACCCGCGCCGGACUCACCGCCGCCGCCGCCGCGGGAUCCGAGUGGGGGCGCGGACGCGGGCGCUCCCGCGAGCCACGGUGGUGCUGGCUAGAGUGCACACUUUUGGACCCAAACUUAAAUUUUCAAAUGUGGAAUCCUAGGACUUCACUGCCUUCUACCCCUCCUUUUCUCACCAGCGCGAGUUCAUCCAUCUCAAGCACAGUUAACCUGACGAGCAUCCUGAGUGUUUUUCAGAUACGGAGCUCAUUCAGUCUGUGAGGAGGCAGCCUCCUCCUGUUACAGAACAAGAUGCAGAUGUUUUCCAGAACUUUCUUCAACUUCAGGCACCCUCAGUAGCCCCUGGAGACUGGAAUUCUGUCGACUCUCCUCCAUCGAUGGUAUUGGAAACCUUUUCCACAAGAACCAGCCUUGUUUUCCUUGACGAAGUACUGCAGGAUUUACAGACCCUGCCCCCAUGAGACCCUCUGAGCUGGCCCUCCAAGCCGCGUGCUUCCAAAUGCAGCCUCCUUGCUUUGUGUUUGAUUUCGGGAUUCCCAAGCCUCUAGAGCUGCCAGGAGGACCAGGUUUCUGGAAGAAGUUGACUGCCUGAAAGGAAACGACAAAACAUGAAAAUCGCUUUGAGGUGACCCAUAAGUCCAGUGGCCCCUUGCUCCUCCCAAGGUGGAUCUGAGCUUUAAGAACUGUAAUUUCAGAUGAAGAAACUUGAGCCCAGAGAGAGGGAGUGACAGCCCCAGCCACGUGGUGUGGAGCUGGGACCCCGUCUGUGGGCAGUGCGUGGCCCUCUUCAACUUGGUUUGGAGUCGGAGUCCCUUGCAAGUUCCAGACCUCCAAUGGCCGACCAGAGAAUGGACAUUUCUUCAACAAUCAGUGACUUCAUGUCCCCGGGCCCCACCGACCUGCUCUCCAGCCCCCUCGGCACAGGCAGCAUGGAUUGCAACCGCAAGCGGAAAGGCAGCUCUACCGACUACCAACUUGAUGACUUUUCUUUUGAAGAAAGCAUGGACACAGACAAAGACGACCCUCACGGAAGGUUAGAAUACACAGAGCACCAAGGAAGGAUCAAAAAUGCAAGGGAAGCUCACAGUCAGAUUGAAAAGAGGCGUCGGGAUAAAAUGAACAGCUUCAUUGAUGAAUUGGCUUCUUUGGUGCCCACGUGCAAUGCCAUGUCCAGGAAAUUAGAUAAACUUACUGUGCUGAGGAUGGCCGUUCAGCACAUGAAAACAUUACGAGGUGCCACCAACCCAUACACAGAAGCAAACUACAAACCAACUUUUCUGUCAGAUGAUGAAUUGAAACACCUCAUUCUCAGGGAUAUAAGCAGCCCAGCCCUGGAUCCAGAAAUGAUAGUCAAGAACAGUAGUUCUCAGUCCUUGUACAUGAAAAUCAUUUGGAGUAGGGGAUGUGACCGAGGGAAGAUCCUCUUUGUCUCCGAGUCUGUCUUCAAGAUCCUCAACUACAGUCAGAAUGAUCUGAUCGGUCAGAGUUUGUUUGACUACCUGCACCCUAAAGACAUCGCCAAAGUGAAGGAACAGCUCUCGUCCUCAGACACAGCACCCCGGGAGCGGCUCAUAGAUGCAAAAACUGGACUUCCAGUUAAAACAGAUAUAACCCCUGGGCCAUCUCGAUUAUGUUCUGGAGCACGACGUUCUUUCUUCUGUAGGAUGAAGUGUAACAGGCCUUCAGUAAAGGUGGAAGACAAGGAUUUCCCCUCUACCUGCUCAAAGAAAAAAGCAGAUCGAAAGAGCUUCUGCACCAUCCACAGCACAGGGUACCUGAAGAGCUGGCCGCCCACAAAGAUGGGGCUGGACGAGGACAGCGAACCGGACAACGAGGGCUGUAACCUCAGCUGUCUCGUCGCCAUCGGACGCCUGCAUUCGCACGUGGUUCCACAGCCGGUGAAUGGGGAAAUCAGGGUGAAGUCUAUGGAGUAUGUGUCUCGGCACGCGAUAGACGGGAAGUUUGUUUUUGUAGACCAGAGGGCAACAGCUAUUUUGGCAUAUUUACCACAAGAACUUCUAGGCACAUCAUGUUAUGAAUAUUUUCACCAAGAUGACAUAGGACAUCUCGCAGAAUGUCAUAGGCAAGUUUUACAGACGAGAGAAAAGAUUACGACUAACUGCUAUAAGUUUAAAAUCAAAGAUGGUUCUUUCAUCACGCUGCGGAGUCGAUGGUUCAGUUUCAUGAACCCUUGGACCAAGGAAGUCGAAUACAUUGUCUCAACCAACACUGUUGUUUUAGCCAACGUCCUGGAAGGCGGGGACCCAGCCUUCCCGCAGCUCACAGCGUCCCCCCACAGCAUGGACAGCAUGCUGCCCUCUGGAGAAGGUGGCCCAAAGAGGACCCACCCCACUGUUCCAGGGAUUCCAGGGGGAACCAGGGCUGGGGCAGGCAAAAUAGGUCGAAUGAUUGCUGAAGAAAUCAUGGAGAUCCACAGAAUAAGAGGGUCCUCACCUUCCAGUUGUGGCUCCAGCCCAUUAAACAUCACAAGUACACCUCCCCCUGAUGCCUCUUCUCCAGGAGGCAAGAAGAUUUUAAAUGGAGGGACUCCAGACAUUCCUUCCAGUGGCCUACUGCCCGGGCAGGCUCAGGAAAACCCGGGUUAUCCAUAUUCUGAUAGCUCCUCUAUUCUUGGCGAGAAUCCUCACAUAGGCAUAGACAUGAUAGAAAACGACCAAGGCUCAAGUAGCCCCAGUAAUGACGAAGCAGCGAUGGCUGUCAUAAUGAGUCUCUUGGAAGCAGAUGCUGGGCUGGGUGGUCCUGUCGACUUCAGCGACUUGCCAUGGCCGCUGUAAACACUACAUGUUGCUUUGGCAACAGCUACAGUAUCAAAGUGCAUUACUGGUGGAGUUUUACAGUCUGUGAAGCUUACUGGAUAAAGAGAGAACAGCUUUUAUGUACUGUCUUCAUAAGAGCCAUCUCAGAGCCAUUGAUACAAGUCAAUCUUACUAUGUGUAACUUCAGACAAAGUGGAACUAAGCCUGCUCCAGUGUGUCUUCAUCAUCGAUUAUUGGGCUAGCUGUGGAUAGCUUGCAUUAAUUGUAUAUUUUGAAUUCUGUUUGUGUUGAAUUUUUUAAUCAUUGUGCACAGAAGCAUCAUUGGUAGCUUUUAUAUGCAAAUGGUCAUUUCAGAUGUAUGGUGUUUUUACACUACAAAGAAGUCCCCCAUGUGGAUAUUUCUUAUACUAAUUGUAUCAUAAAGCCGUUUAUUCUUCCUUGUAAGAAUCCUUUACUAUAAAUAUGGGUUAAAGUAUAAUGUAUUAGACAGUUAAAUAUUUUUAAUAAAUGUUUCCCUUGUUCUAUAAAUACUGUUCACAUUUCAAAUAGAAAAAAAAAAUCCCUGUGCUGCAGGGCUGGACCAGUUUUCUACCAUGGCUAUUUCAGGACAAUCCAUGCCAGUAACAUUUACAGUGCCUUUCUGGCCUUCGAUAACCGUUCCAGGACUUAACAUAAUUUCCCUGUUAGCUUAGCUGUACUGUUAAAAUAGUUAUCCAAAUUAUUGCAAUUUUAUGUGAAUACAGUGAUGUUACUGCGUAACCACAAAUUUCAAAUCCUAUGAAAUUACAAAUUCAAGAUUAGUUCUAACAAAUGGGCUUCUUUCCUACAACUCCUCUCUGCUCACGGUUGUGUGGCUUCACACAUUAAGUGACCCUGGACCCAAAGCACCUAAGUACUUCCAUCCACUUCCUUCUUGAGUUGGGCCACAGAGUAUUUUUUUUUUAAAAGCAUUUGCACUAAUAGUUUGCUUAGAAAAGCAGCACAGUAUAAUGGACAAAACACCGAACCAGUGUCAGAAAUUGGUUCUGACACUUAAGGUUAUCCUAUAACCCAGUAAAGUUAUUUCACCCUUCUUCUUAGGUUUGACUAGAAAAUGUUCUUUUUUCAAACACUGCUGUGGAUUUGCAGGGAAUCUA
Messenger RNA from Zalophus californianus (California sea lion), 3972 nucleotides. It is a transcript of the gene BMAL1, whose product is annotated as aryl hydrocarbon receptor nuclear translocator like. The coding region runs from base 893 to 2854 and encodes 653 amino acids. The record is from RefSeq and is a predicted model, not a curated record. The transcript is spliced from 25 exons. Gene Ontology annotation, biological process: regulation of transcription by RNA polymerase II; circadian rhythm. Gene Ontology annotation, cellular component: aryl hydrocarbon receptor complex; transcription regulator complex; nucleus. Lineage: Eukaryota; Metazoa; Chordata; Mammalia; Carnivora; Otariidae. Gene Ontology annotation, molecular function: RNA polymerase II cis-regulatory region sequence-specific DNA binding; protein dimerization activity; DNA-binding transcription factor activity, RNA polymerase II-specific.